CCCUGCUCUCCUCCCCGCUCGCCACCGCACGCCCCCACCCCGGGUCGGCUCGCCUCCGCCGCGGCCGGGCGUCCGUUUCCCCACCCCCACCCCCUCCGUAGCUGCGCUACCGGAGGAAACGGAAGAAAGCGCGAGCCAUGGAGGGGAACCGGGAUGAGGCGGAGAAAUGUGUGGAGAUCGCCCGGGAGGCCCUCAACGCCGGCAACCGUGAGAAGGCCCAGCGCUUCCUGCAAAAGGCGGAGAAGCUCUACCCACUGCCCUCGGCCCGCGCACUAUUGGAAAUAAUUAUGAAAAAUGGAAGCACUGCUGGAAAUAGCCCUCACUGCCGAAAACCAUCAAGUUGUGGUGAUCAAAACAAGCCUAACUGUACAAAGGACAGCCCAUCUGGUAGCAGUGAAAGUGGAAAGGGCUACACCAAAGACCAAAUAGAUGGAGUUCUCAGCAUAAACAAAUGUAAAAAUUACUAUGAAGUACUUGGAGUUACCAAAGAUGCUGGUGAUGAAGAUUUGAAAAAAGCUUAUAGAAAGCUUGCUUUGAAGUUUCAUCCAGACAAAAACCAUGCACCUGGAGCAACAGAUGCUUUUAAAAAAAUUGGAAAUGCUUAUGCUGUUUUAAGCAAUCCAGAAAAACGAAAGCAGUAUGACCUCACAGGCAAUGAAGAACAAGCAUGUAAUCACCAAAACAAUGGCAGAUUUAACUUCCAUCGAGGUUGUGAAGCUGAUAUAACUCCGGAAGACUUAUUUAAUAUAUUUUUUGGUGGUGGAUUUCCUUCAGGUAGUGUACAUUCAUUUUCAAAUGGACGAGCUGGUUAUAGCCAUCAACAUCAGCAUCGACAUAGUGGACAUGAAAGAGAAGAAGAAAGAGGAGAUGGCGGUUUUUCUGUGUUUAUCCAACUGAUGCCCAUUAUUGUAUUGAUCCUCGUGUCAUUAUUAAGCCAAUUGAUGGUCUCUAAUCCUCCUUAUUCCUUAUAUCCCAGAUCUGGAUCAGGACAAACUAUUAAAAUGCAAACAGAAAACUUGGGUGUCGUUUAUUAUGUCAACAAGGACUUUAAAAAUGAAUAUAAAGGAAUAUUAUUACAAAAAGUGGAAAAGAGUGUAGAAGAAGAUUAUGUGACUAAUAUUCGAAAUAAUUGCUGGAAAGAAAGACAACAAAAAACAGAUAUGCAGUAUGCAGCGAAAGUAUACCGUGAUGAUCGGCUCCGAAGGAAGGCAGACGCCUUGAGCAUGGACAACUGUAAAGAAUUGGAGCGGCUGACCAGUAUUUAUAAAGGAGGAUGAACUGGGAUUGUAUUUAUACCUUUUAGCGUACUCUUUAUUUUUUCUGUAAGUAAGUUUAGUUUUAUCAUGAGAGCUAAAGAAAAAGACUGGAUGUUAAAAACUAAACUGAAUAGUUGGUCCCUGAAAUCUUGGACUGUUUAUGACCUACUGGCUCCUUUAAUAGUAGGGAACUGAAAACUAAAAUUAAUGUUUUAGUUACGCUUCUGGCAAUUAUUUUCACUUUAAAAGCUUAUAUUGUUCCUAACUAAAAAUGUCUUGAGAAAGGAUUAUCACACCUGUAGCCGUUUCCAGUUUUAGUGAUUCUUCAUGUUUCCUUUGGUCAUGUAAAUAUUUAUGGAAUGAUCAUUUUGUGUACAUAUGGGUUACUGCAUUUUUAUUUAAAUUCUUUUAGCAUUUAACUCCAUGAGACACUUUAGUUUAAACUGAUAGAAUACAUGGUCUGUGACAAAAUUACGUUUUUCUUGUCAGAUGUUGAAUGUUUGUGGAGUUUAAGCAAUGAAACUUUUUCAAAAAGAAAAGAAACAACAAAAAGCUAUUUAACUGUGUAAAUCUUGUAGCAUUAUCAGCUUAGAGGGAAUUGAUAUUUUUAAUAUUGUCAUUAUAUUCCAGAAUAUAUAUUGAGAUACAUGAACUGGUGUAGAGUAUCAGUUUGCUAUUUAGUUUUAUGAAUUGCUAAGCCAUGCAUAGAAAUGAAAUGCUAUACUGAUAGAUUUUAAAGAAAAUAUGAGAAAAUGGCUAUGUAGAUAUUAAACAAAAAUGGUCUUCAGCAGUAAAUUGAAGUUAUGUAAUUUGCAAUUCCAGUAAUUCAAAGGCCCCACCACAUGUUUAUAUGUCUGUCUUUAAAGGCUGCUAAGAUUUAUGAAGAGGACCCACCUGUUUUGCCCCCCUUGGAAAUUUUAGUUUCUUCUUAGUGAUCAUUUGAGCAGGAUCCAAAGUAAAUGGGUUCUUUCUACAAAUGAGUAAUAAGAGAAAAAUACUACAAAAUCGAAGCUUUGUGCCUUUUAACCUGAUUGCCAACUCUUAAACAUAUAAGUAGAUUACAGCACACUUACUUGAUCAGAGCAUGAUCUAUUUGGCCACGUGCAACAGUGAGCAGAAAUAUAGCAGCAGGUAGAAUAGUGAUUUAUAGCAAGUUAUCCUUACAAAAUUCUGAGCUAAAAACUAUUUGCCAUUGAGUAAUUCAAUUAAUCUUAUAGGAGUAAGCUCUCUGUAACUCAAUCCAUAAUAUAAAUUAGAAAAAUAAGCUGGAAAUUGAAGUUUUUGGUGCCUGUAUAUUGAGUAUGAAACUAUUUGAUUUCUAGUCUUCUAUGUUUAUCAGUUCUAAUAUUUUAACGAUUUUGCUUCAUACUCAGUUAAUGGAACACAAAUGCAUCUUUGGUAAUUUUUUGUAUGUGUGAAAGCAUGCUAGUUCUAGUGGCAGUGUUCUUUUGGUUAAAGAUUUUUUUUUUCUGACUGUAGUUGAUUUUAUAGCAUUUGUUGAAUAAAACUGCUAAAAUGACCAUUCUUUUUAAAAUGUUCUCUUGUAUCCCCUUUUCCAGGUGAAUCAGUAAAAAUAUCUGAAUUAGUGAAUUACACUAAACAACAUACUGCCCUAGGAAAACUGGACAGCUUCACUAGUUUUCUUUUAGAAAUGAAACUUUUAAAUUAAAAAAAAGAGCA
Messenger RNA from Neogale vison (American mink), 2936 nucleotides. It is a transcript of the gene DNAJB14, whose product is annotated as DnaJ heat shock protein family (Hsp40) member B14. Gene Ontology annotation, biological process: cellular response to misfolded protein. The coding region runs from base 138 to 1277 and encodes 379 amino acids. The record is from RefSeq and is a predicted model, not a curated record. Lineage: Eukaryota; Metazoa; Chordata; Mammalia; Carnivora; Mustelidae. Gene Ontology annotation, molecular function: Hsp70 protein binding. The transcript has 8 exons. Gene Ontology annotation, cellular component: endoplasmic reticulum membrane.